Gadus chalcogrammus (walleye pollock) is the source of this 4165-nucleotide messenger RNA. RefSeq names its product ras homolog family member T1 (gene rhot1b). Gene Ontology annotation, cellular component: mitochondrial outer membrane. NCBI's taxonomy places the organism in Eukaryota, Metazoa, Chordata, Actinopteri, Gadiformes, Gadidae. The record is from RefSeq and is a predicted model, not a curated record. Gene Ontology annotation, molecular function: calcium ion binding; GTPase activity; GTP binding. Gene Ontology annotation, biological process: small GTPase-mediated signal transduction; regulation of mitochondrion organization; mitochondrion organization. The transcript has 20 exons. The coding region runs from base 317 to 2302 and encodes 661 amino acids.
GUGACCUCGGAACAGCAGGCCCGUUUGUGUGCAGAAUCAAAAUAGGGCACAGCAGCUAGCUGCUGACUUAUCCGUGUGUGUGGUGAUACUGUGGACCAGGACACACGUUCUCGAGAUUGGUGACAUCUGUAAUAUCCUAAGGUUUUGUAACGUACCACCUUAGUAUUGUUGAGCUUAAGACGCAGUAUCGGAGAAGGAUAUCGUUUAUGUAGCGAGCGAGGCCGUAGAUAGCAAGCGCACCGUCCCUUCAUCUGCAGCUCAGCAUUCAUGUGAAUUAUAAAAGGAUUCACACGGCUGAGGGUCAACGUCAGAGAAGAUGCGGAAAGAUGUGAGGAUAUUAUUGGUGGGAGAAUCCAAGGUGGGGAAAACCUCUCUCAUCAUGUCCCUAGUCAGCGAGGAGUUCCCGGAAGUGGUUCCCUACCGAGCUGAAGAGAUCACCAUACCUGCGGAUGUGACCCCAGAGAGGGUUCCUACCCACAUAGUAGACUACUCAGAGGCAGAACAGACAGACGAGCAGCUGUUCCAGGAGAUCUCUAAGGCCAAUGUCAUAUGCAUCGUCUACGCUGUGAACAACAAGAAAUCAAUUGAGAAGGUGACCAGUCACUGGAUUCCACUCAUAACUGAUAAUACAGACAAGGACAACAGGGUUCCUCUGAUCCUGGUGGGCAAUAAGUCGGACCUCGUCGAGCACAGCAGCAUGGAGACGAUCCUGCCCAUCAUGAACCAGUACAGCGACAUCGAGACCUGCGUGGAGUGUUCAGCGAAGAACCUGAAGAACAUUUCGGAGCUGUUCUACUACGCGCAGAAGGCUGUCCUCCACCCCACCGGCCCUCUCUACUGCCCGGAGAGAAAAGAUAUGAAGCCCCUGUGUGUUAAAGCCCUGACUCGCAUCUUUAAAGUGUCGGACCUGGACAACGACGGUAUCCUCAACGACAACCAGCUGAACUUCUUCCAGAGGACGUGCUUCAACGCUCCACUGGCCCCUCAAGCCCUGGAGGACGUGAAGAACGUGGUGAGGAAGAACGUCAGCGAUGGCGUGCGGGACAACGGCCUCACACUGAACGGCUUCCUGUUCCUCCACACCUUGUUCAUCCAGCGAGGGCGCCACGAGACCACGUGGACCGUGCUGCGGCGCUUCGGCUACGACGACGACCUUGAGCUGCACCAGGACUACCUCUUUCCCCAGCUGAAGGUCCCUCCGGACGCCACCACCGAGCUCAACCAUGACGCCUACCUCUUCCUGCAGGGCGUCUUCGACAAGCACGAUAAGGACCGGGACUGUGCCCUGUCUCCAGAGGAGCUGAAGGACUUGUUUGACGUGUUCCCCUACAUGCCCUGGGGGGCCGACGUCAGCAACACGGUUUGCACCAACGACAAGGGCUGGAUCACCUACCAGGGGUACCUCUCUCAGUGGACGUUGACCACCUACCUGGACGUCCAGCGGUGCCUGGAGUACCUGGGUUACCUUGGUUACUCCAUCGUAGCCGAGCAGGAGUCCCAGGCAGCAGGGAUAACAGUGACCCGGGACAAGAAGAUCGACCUGCAGAAGAGGCAGACCCAGCGCAGCGUCUUCCGCUGUAACGUCUUCGGGGACGUCUGCAGCGGCAAGAGCGGCUUCCUCCAAGCCUUCCUGGGACGCAACCUCAUGAGCCAGAAGAACAUUCGAGAGGAGCACCGGUCCUUCUACGCUAUCAGUACCACCUAUGUUUACGGCCAGGAGAAAUACCUGCUUCUGCACGAGGUCUUCCCAGACAACGACUACAUGUCCGAUGCCGACCUAGCAUGUGACAUUGUCUGUCUGCUCUAUGAUGUCAGCAACCCCUACUCCUUUGAGUACUGUGCUAAAGUCUUCAAGCAAUAUUUCAUGGACAGCAAGACGCCGUGCAUGAUGAUAGCCGCCAAGUCUGACCUCCCAGAGGUCAAGCAGCAGUACGGAUGCACUCCCCUGGAGUUCUGCCGCAAACACAAGAUGCCCCCGCCCCAGUCCUUCACCUGCAACACAGCGGCGGCAGCCCCCAGCCGGGACAUCUACACCAAGCUCACCACCGUGGCCAUGUACCCUCACGCCCGGCUGCGCUGCAUGUGCACGUGCAACAGGUGCACCUUCUGCCUGUGCCAGAACCUCCUCAACUCUGAGCUGCUGCAGACGGUCCGGACCAAGCUCUACGCCGCGGUGCUCAGCAGGCACGUGAGCCAGGCGGACCUGAAGAGCUCCACCUUCUGGCUGCGGGCAAGUGUUGGCGCAGCCAUGUUUGCCGUGCUGGGUAUCGCCAUGUACAGAGUCCUGCUGAAACCACGGUGACUCCACGCCAAUUAUUGGCCAGUGCGCAACUUAAAAAGAGGACAAGAAUUUAUCAGAAUUUGACUUUGACUUUUGGGAAAAAUUCACAAAAUGUUUCGUUUUCGCCUGCCCUUAUCGUAUGUUAAGUUUUCCUGCUCCUUUGGGGAGGAAGAUGAUUUAAAAUGGUUUAAUUUUGCAUCAUGCUCGCUCAAGCUGGUUUGAUAAUGUGGCUUUCUCGGUCACCAAAGUAUUAUUUUUUGCUCAAGGUAUAGAUCUAUUUAUAUUUCUAUGGAAAACGUGAGGAUAUCUUGAGGCGAAGUGGGUUGGCUGCAAGUGAGUGUUGGCUACAGGUUUAUGUUUUGAAACUGUAUGCAGCAGCAUUAGCAACUUCAGUCAAAUAGUUUUUUCUGGAGAGAAAAUAUGUAAAUAAUGAUAUAAAAUAUGUGUUAUAGAAUAUGUGCUAGAAAUAAUCUCGGAUGAAAGGGAGAACGGCAGGAUGUAUGAGACUCGGAGUGUAUAUGAAAAGCAUCCUGACUGAAGCUUGAAGUCCCCUAGAUGAGCGAGUUCUAAGGUUGCACUGGUCUCUGGGAACUGGCUGUCCUCGCGGGGGCCUAAUUUAUCAAACGCUGCGCUCCUCUGCCCUCAAAUGUUAGGCCACAGCAAGCUGCGUGUUCAGCAGCAAAUAUUCCAAUUUAGAAAGUUCUGAUUUAAUAUAUUCAGAAGCUCUACUCCACAAGCACAGAUAAUAAUGCAUUUUCCAUGAUAAGACCAGCUUCGACUAUUCUGUUAGCUGUUUGGUGUUGGCAAUGUUGUUGGGGAUUUGGAGCAGAGGCAGUAUUUGAUAUAGGCUAAUUCAUUUAGAAAGUUGUAAACUCAUAUUUAAUAAUUGAGCCAGAAUGGUGGCCCAAUCACGUAAGGAUUUGUAUUCAUCUUUGCAAAUAGAAUGGAUAGUUAUUUUGUUUACAUAAUGCAUCGUGUAUAACUGAGCCUCCCGUUUUAUACUUAGAUUUCCUCUUACUCCCUCCUUGUUGAAUUGUAUUGAAUAAGAAAGAUGCCAUUGUGUAUUUAAUAUAAUGGCAUCACCUUAGAUAGGCUGCUGCUUCAAUCCUGCUGUGUGUGUGUGUGUGUGUGUGUGUGUGUGUGUGUGUGUGUGUGUGUGUGUGUGUGUGUGUGUGUGUGUGUGUGUGUGUGUGUGUGUGUGUGUGUGUGUGUGUGUCUUUAUUUCUGUCCUAAACUACUUCCCAGUAUUGUUUCUUUGCUAUUAAUCGGUAACCAUGUAGAAAAUGAUCUCUUAAAAAUAUGCUGUUGGCUUCUUUAGGAAUAUUGAAGUUCUACAUUGUGGACGUUUUGCAUAAAGUAUUCACAAUGCAUCCCGAUAUUCUAUUGUGUUGUCAUUUUAAGGGUCAGUUUGUCUUAUUCAACCAUUCCUGCUUUGAGAUUACUGAAAUAUUUUUUAUAUUUACAUAUAGACCAUGUAUAAGGUUAUAGUAACAUAAUAUUUAUCUUCUUUGUAUUUUAACUAAAAGUGAACUGUAUAGGUCUUUAGCAGAGUGGUGUAAUAGUAAAGACAAAAACAACUAACCUUAUGUAAUUACCUGAAAUAGCCAUUUAAGGCCUAUAUCAGUAAAUGCUGUGCAAGAGUUGAACACGGUUUAACCUUUCAGUAAUCCCAAUAUAACCACAAGAGGGCGCCACACACACACAAUUAUGAAAGAUUUGCUGAGAAUCGGGAAAGGAGCGGUAGGGAGACAGCUCAUCAGUUACCUUUGCAAUUACUAUUUAUUUUCUACAGUAUUUUAUACGGUCAUUUAGUUUAUUUCUACAAUAUUUCAUGAAUGGAUUAAACAUUUCAUGAAUGUUCCAAAACUUGAGUCAUGGUAUCUU